Suillus fuscotomentosus is the source of this 700-nucleotide messenger RNA. RefSeq lists its product as uncharacterized. Bases 24 to 554 code for a protein of 176 amino acids. NCBI's taxonomy places the organism in Eukaryota, Fungi, Basidiomycota, Agaricomycetes, Boletales, Suillaceae. The record is from RefSeq and is a predicted model, not a curated record. The transcript is spliced from 2 exons.
CUACUUUCUUCACCGGUUCACUGAUGGACUUCAUCGACCCAUCCACAGUACCUGUCAAACAUUUGGGACUUGAUUUCAUGAUUUGGCGGCCGCGAGCAAUAUGCCGCGUACCACUUUCCAAGGACAUUGAGGAAAUUACGCUGACAGGUCUGGUUACUAAGCGCCGAAUUAUCUGGCCUCAGAACUUCGGUAUCCCUUGGUGGGGAUACUAUUUUGAUCGCAUGAUAGAAGAAGCACGGAAUCUAAAAAGGCUGACGUUCUGGUUCGAGGGAAACCGCGAAGACGCUCGUUCAUGGGCUCAACUUCUCUUCCAGGAGUUCCAUGAUACCCUAUCACGUUUGGAGCACGUCUCAUGCGUAGUUGCUGGACCAGACAUUUCAACGACAUUCGACUUCUCGCCGGGUUGCCUCCCGAUCUCGCAUGAGGAUCAUAGAACCCGUGGUCAUAGGGCCGCGAAUGACGUUAGGGAGCUGAUGCCGGUCCUGGUCCUCUGUUGCUGGAGUGAGGAAAACCUUUGCGAUGUAAAUUGUGAUUUCAACAUCACACUCACUUAAUUUUUGUGCUCUUCCUGCCACAGCGGCAUUCAUAAUUCUAGAGGCAGUAUUUUAAAAAAAAUCCUAUUGUCUUUGGGCAACGCCCGAUGUAGAUUAUACUUCUGUGUACUAAAAUCGAUGAUGACAUUGGUGUAAUUAUGAACCAU